This is a messenger RNA of Ophidiomyces ophidiicola, 627 nucleotides long. RefSeq lists its product as uncharacterized. The transcript has 3 exons. The record is from RefSeq and is a predicted model, not a curated record. Lineage: Eukaryota; Fungi; Ascomycota; Eurotiomycetes; Onygenales; Onygenaceae. The coding region runs from base 1 to 627 and encodes 208 amino acids.
AUGGGCGAAAAUUUCCUCCGAAAUCAAUCUGUCCUACCAUCUGCAUCAAACAGAACCAACGCCUUUGUCGCGUUCACGAUUGUAACUAGAGUGGACAUGUUUGGGCUCUCCUCCAAAUCAGAGACCAAUGCACCCGAUACUUCUCCCAAUCCAUCUCCUCAAGCGUCAUUUGAGGUUGAAAAAAACGGGCUAUAUAUGUUACUAUGGAACACAGGCGUUUCUAAUAAGUACCACUGGGGUCUAUUUGUUGCGUUAGAUCAGGAAAGCGGCAUCGUUUUCCAUCAGACCUUGCUUGGGCUGAAAUGGAAAUACACUGCCGAACCCAGAAACGUUUCAAAUUCGCGUAGCCUGCUUGUUGCGCUGAAACUCGGAGUUGUCGAAGGUGUUGACGAUCAGUGGAUGGCUGCGAUCAAGGAUAUUAUCCGCCAGACCGAAGUCACUGGGGAGUUUACUUGCCGCACCUGGGCUCUGGCCGCACUUUACAACCUUGCUGAUGGGGGCUUCAUUGGGCUGUUGCCUCAGUGGGAUGACAUUCAAAAAAUCGAACAAGAAGCGAAAGACAUAGCACAAUACUGCUAUUAUGGAAGAGUCAAGGUUGUUAGAAAGAGUGACUUAAGCAAGCCCUAA